Messenger RNA from Manduca sexta (tobacco hornworm), 2401 nucleotides. RefSeq names its product putative malate dehydrogenase 1B. NCBI's taxonomy places the organism in Eukaryota, Metazoa, Arthropoda, Insecta, Lepidoptera, Sphingidae. The record is from RefSeq and is a predicted model, not a curated record. Gene Ontology annotation, biological process: malate metabolic process; oxaloacetate metabolic process; tricarboxylic acid cycle. Gene Ontology annotation, molecular function: L-malate dehydrogenase (NAD+) activity.
GCCAAUUAAAUUUAUGGACCUAAAAAGAAUAUCCCACAAUUGUCAAUAUAUUCUUUCAAUACAAUAUUUACGCUUACUACUAACAAUUGGCGAAAUCACAGAUAAAAGUUGGAAGCUAGAAUAUAUGUACCUAUUAUUACUCUUAAAAGUUUAGUUUUGACUAUAAAAACAUUAUGGUGGUGCACAUUGUUAUAGCUGGAGAAUCGCAAUGUGAAAUGUUUGCACAAGUCUGCUUAGUUGCAGAUUAUCUCAAUCAAAAACUUCCUAACUUUUGCUAUAAACGAAUCGAAAAACCUGUACUAGAAUGGGAGGCUUGGUUGUGCAAAAUUACAAAGAAUAAAUGGCACCAUAAAGGAUCGCCUGUUGUGUGGAAGGAAAUAUUAUUGAAGGGUAGCCAGCCUCAUUAUAUUGGUGGAGCCACUGAGUUUUUGGAUUAUUGUCAUUCAUAUUAUGAAUUUGAUUCGUUCUUUGCGUCUGAGAAAUUUGGAGGCCUUGUUGAAAAUUUCAGUCAGUAUCAAAAGAAACUUAGAGAUGAAAAAUUCGAAUUGUCCAAACGAGCACAAAAGCUUGAAAUAACCGAAGAAAUACCUAAGUCAAACUUUGUGGUGAGCAUAAUGGGUGCUGGGAAUCCAUUAACUAUGCAUAUUAUAUCCGGAUUAUUGGAAAUGACUAGUGGUAAACAGAAUAUUUCGAAAAUAUAUAUCUAUGACAACGAUUGUACUGAACAAUUUAUGAAUUUUGUGGAAAAUGAUUGUAGUUUUGUUGGAACAUACAAUCAACAAAAAGUUGUCAAAUAUGUAGAGAAAAUAGGCAUAGCACUUACGCAAACUGAUUUACUUAUAAUAAUGGAUCAUGUGCCGUUUAAAAAUGAACUCGCAAUAGGAGAUUGGCUUCAUGCAAACAAGCAACUUAUGGAAAAUAUAGCUUUAAUGAUAAAUGCUUCUGCAUCACGAAAGAUGUACGUUCUUUUCCCAAAUUUAGGACCGGCUUGUUAUAAUGCUACGGUGCUAAUGAAAAUGGCUAAUAUUAAUAAAAAUAAUAUAGCUGUCGCUACCUCGGAUUUGGGGCUAGAGACACUUGUGCCUGUUGCUGAAAUUGCUCAAGUACCUUUGAAAAAUAUAUUUUGUCCUCCAGUUUGGGGUUUUGUGGGUAUUAAUCAUUUAGUAGAUAUUCGAACUACGGUUCAUAAAUAUAAUUCCUUUGAACCGUAUAACAGAUAUACGAAAGUUAGAAAUUCUACUCUAAAUAUUGGAUCAGUAACUCCGGAAUUGAGAACUAUGGAAUAUCUGAUGUAUUUCGAUGAAUCUUUGUGGAGCAAAGUUGCCGAAAAUAAUGAAAAACGCACCCUUGGACAAGUUUCCAUAAACAAGGCAAUAGCAGUAUUAAAUAUUAUAAAAGUAUGGCUUUUUGAACCACACUUAGAUCAAAUUGUUAAUUUAGGUAUACGGUGCAACGGUUCAUUUGGAUUGACAUUUGAUGGUGCGUUUUCUCAACCUGCUCAAUUUGUUGACGGAGAAUGGACACCUGCCAGCAAUUUUAUGCAACCAAGAGAUUCGCAGAUGAAAUUGCCGUAUUUACAACAAAUAGCAGAGCUUAUGAUGAAUUUGAAAAAACGAGAAUUGCCCCAAAUUAUUCCUGUUUAUCAAUGUUAUUGUAGACCUAAAUUUUAUAAGAAAAAGCAUGUAUGGUAAUUUUAGUAUCGAUACCAAAUGUCAUCGCACGAAGCUAAUCGAUGUUUGAACGAAGGCGCGGAGUGUUUGAUCUUCAUCCUGUUUUUGAACGAAAUCAACGAACGCCGUUCAUUUCAUUUAGUACACAGCAACACUAGUGCCACUCGGGAGGUUGGUGUUGUUGGUUGUAUUACUUCGAGGAAGCAGGAAUGUUAUGACGUGCAGUACUGCCUUUGUUUCGAUAGUAUACAGUUUUGAUUUAAUCCAAGAAUUCAACAAUAAUGUGAUAUAGAACGCACUAUGUUUACGUGCGGUCGUAUGGCGACAUGAUUCUUUCCAAAGUAUGAUCGUGCCAAUAGGAGUUAUUAGCAUAGUUAGGUGCCCGUAUUGGUUAAGUUGUGUGAAUGUUGUGCCAAUAAUGAGAUAGUGGAGUGUUGUGAUGUGGUUAUGGGACAUGUGGGGCGUGCUGUGGGCCGUGGGGGCUGUGGGCCGGCUGGAUGGUAGUGGUGGCUACGCCGUUGGAGCCCGCGCCGCUGGUCCCGCAAGGUGAGAGGUGGAACCUUGCCUCCUACGCUCCGCGCUUGCCGCUGUCUUACUAUGCAUGCGCUUGUGCACCAUAAUAUAAUACCUUACACACAUUUUGGCACAAUUGUUGUCAAUGUUUACAUUCGUUUAAAAACUGUGUAUAACUUUAUUUAGGUUUGAAAUAAACAUUUAAUUACAUUCUUAAA